AUCACGGUGCUGGGGACGCCUGCGGAAGAACAAGGAGGAGGUAAAAUAGACCUGAUAAACGCUGGAGCGUUUGACGGCCUGGAUGUGGUUUUUAUGGCACACCCCUCGCAAGAAAACGCAGCUUACCUGCCAGAUGUGGCCGAGCACGAUGUGACUGUGAAAUACUAUGGAAAAGCUUCUCAUGCUGCUGCUUAUCCUUGGGAAGGAGUUAAUGCAUUAGAUGCUGCUGUUCUUGCAUACAACAAUCUGUCUGUUUUAAGACAGCAAAUGAAACCGACCUGGAGAGUUCAUGGUGUAAUAAAAAAUGGUGGUGUGAAACCUAACAUCAUUCCUUCUUACACUGAAUUAGAGUUUUACUUGCGUGCCCCUUCAAUGAAAGAUCUUUCUGUUCUGACAGAGAAGGUUGAGAACUGCUUCAAAUCUGCAGCACUGGCCACAGGAUGCAAAGUGGAAAUAAAAGGAGGUGAAAAUGAUUACUACAAUGUGCUUCCAAAUAAGAGCCUGCAGAAAGUUUACAAGGAAAAUGGAAAGAAGCUUGGAAUAGAUUUUAUAUCGGAAGACUGUAUCUUGAAUGGUUUGUCAGGUUCCACAGACUUUGGAAAUGUUACAUUUGUAGUCCCUGGGCUUCAUCCCUAUUUUUAUAUUGGCUCUGAUGCAUUGAAUCAUACUGAGCAGUACACAGAAGCUGCAGGGUCACAGAAUGCUCAGUUCUACACUUUGCGCACAGCAAAAGCUUUGGCAAUGACAGCACUGGAUGUCAUUUUCAAGCCAAGUCUACUAGAAGAAGUCAGGGAAGACUUUAGACAGGUGAAGCUAAAAGAAGAGGGACAAAUAAAUCCAGUAGAACCUAACACAGAAUCUGGCGUUGGCAUAGGAGCGUGUGCAUCACACUAA
This is a messenger RNA of Balearica regulorum gibbericeps (East African grey crowned-crane), 894 nucleotides long. The record is from RefSeq and is a predicted model, not a curated record. NCBI's taxonomy places the organism in Eukaryota, Metazoa, Chordata, Aves, Gruiformes, Gruidae.